This is a messenger RNA of Neocloeon triangulifer, 981 nucleotides long. Its product is annotated as lipopolysaccharide-induced tumor necrosis factor-alpha factor homolog. The transcript is spliced from 3 exons. The record is from RefSeq and is a predicted model, not a curated record. The coding region runs from base 42 to 422 and encodes 126 amino acids. Gene Ontology annotation, molecular function: zinc ion binding. NCBI's taxonomy places the organism in Eukaryota, Metazoa, Arthropoda, Insecta, Ephemeroptera, Baetidae.
AAGCUGCUUUUCCUCCUCACUUGCUUUCUGUGCCCGACGCGAUGAAUCCAAGUUACAGAGAACAAGAAUUAAUGCAUGGCGGAGGACCACCGAUGCAGAAUCCUCCAGCAGGAAUAGCGUCGAUUGAGUUUUUUCGGGAGCCCCUGAAUAACAUGGAUUCACCACCAACUGCUCCUGUGGUGAUGGUGAUUAGUUCUUUACCGCCAGAGUCAAGCAGAUAUGUUUGCCCGUCGUGUCAGGCAAAUAUACAAACAAGGGUUGAACACAAAAGUGGAACUAUGACGCAUAUAAUUGCGCUUCUUCUGUGCCUCUUUGGUUGCUGGUGCUGCGCCCCUAUUCCUUAUUGUAUUGAAAGCUGCAGGGAUGCCUAUCACUACUGCCCUGCGUGUGCCGCCUACCUUGGAACGUCUGCAAGGGACUAAUUUCUCAUUUAUAACAGAAAAAACCACAAAAUAUUAACGGCAAACUUCCUACAAUUUUCCAAAAUAAAAAUUUUGUGUAAAUUCAUGUAAUAAUAAAUAAUGUGAAAUAAAUAACGUUUUUAGAAAGUAAAAAAAAUAAUAAGAAAUUGAAGUCAUUGCAGGAAAGAAAAAUAAAAACCGACCAUCACAAAAUUAAAACAAAAAUUUUCAAAUUGAAAAUGAAAACUCAUAGCCAUAAAUGAAAGGAUUUGUUGAAAAGCUGAAAAUAAUUUUUAUUUGAUCAUGGCCCUUGACCUAUCAACUAAAUUUCCAUUUUCCUGAGAGUUAUGUGUUCCAAACUUUGGCGAUUUUACUUUUGAAUACGCGGGAUAGGCAAUCGACUUCUAGCUGAUUUUAUCCUUCAAUCUACUUCCUUAAUCGGAAAUAGAGUUCCAUGACAAUAAAGUUUUGAGUAAAAACAAUUUAAACGAGGAAUAAAUUAUUUCUUCCAGAGUAAGUACAGCUUUGAACGCAUAAUUAUUUUUUAAAACGCACUCUAAACUUUCAAGGUAAAAAAACG